Messenger RNA from Saimiri boliviensis boliviensis (Bolivian squirrel monkey), 2270 nucleotides. NCBI's taxonomy places the organism in Eukaryota, Metazoa, Chordata, Mammalia, Primates, Cebidae. The record is from RefSeq and is a predicted model, not a curated record.
AAGUGGUUGGGGAACCAAGCUGCUGAAGGUUGGGGACAGAAGCGGCUCAUCGUCGGAGGCCACAGAUAGACACACCUAACCUCAGACAGUGCAGCUUCCGAGGGGAGCCUGGCCAUAGAUGGCUGGGCCUAAGGGAAAGGUCACCAUCUUUCCAUACCAUCCCCUUUUCAACUCCCCGUUCCACUGAUAGCCAUAUCCAUCACCCAAUAAAAUCCUCCACAUACACUACCUUUUAAUCUGCCCAUGUUACCAGGUUUUUCCUGGAUGCUGAACAAGAACUCAGGUGUCAAGAAAGGCAGGUACAGGAGGCUGUCACCCUGGCCCUUCACUGGGCUGUUAACAUUUAGCCGUCCGGGACCAGCGGGCUGAGUGAAACGAGCCACUCCAGUUCCUGCCUAUGAAGGAAGUCAAGAGAACAAUCCCAUCUCUUUCAGGGGCUCAUCCAGGAUACAAAAAGGGAAGUAGAGACAGAGACAACAUGUCACAUCUGCAGCGUUCUUGCUUGUGCUUCAGGGGCUGGCUAGCCGGGAUGCUCGGCGUGCUGCUAAGUUUGGCGCCUUCAGCUUCCAGCGACGUUUCCGCCUCCCGGCCGAACAUUCUUCUUCUGAUGGCCGACGACCUUGGCAUCGGGGACAUCGGCUGCUAUGGCAACAACACCAUGAGGACUCCAAAUAUUGACCACCUUGCAGAGUUCGGCGUGAAGCUGACCCAGCACGUGUCUGCCGCGUCUUUGUGUACCCCAAGCAGAGCAGCCUUCCUCACGGGCAGGUACCCUAUUCGAUCAGGGAUGGUUUCCAGCACUGGCCACCGUGUUCUUCAGUGGACCGGAGUACCUGGAGGUCUUCCAACAAAUGAGACGACUUUUGCAAAAAUAUUGAAAGAGAAAGGCUAUGCUACUGGACUCAUAGGAAAGUGGCAUCUGGGUCUCAACUGUGAGUCGGCCAGCGAUCAUUGCCACCACCCCCUCCACCACGGCUUUGACUCUUUCUACGGAAUGCCUUUCUCCAUGAUGGGUGACUGUGCCCGCUGGGAACUCUCGGAGAAGCGUGUCAACCUGGAACAAAAACUCCACUUCCUCUUCCAAGUCCUGGCCUUGGCCACCCUCACGCUGGCAGCGGGGAAGCUCACGCGCCUGGUAUCCGUCUCGUGGAUGCCAGUCAUCGGCUCAGCCCUCUUGGCUGUGUUCCUCCUCACAGCCUCCUAUUUUGUGGGUGCCCUGAUCGUGCAUGCCGAUUGCUUUCUGAUGAGAAACCACACCAUCACGGAGCAGCCCAUGCGUUUCCAAAGAGUCACGCCCCUUAUUCUGCGGGAGGUCGAGUCCUUUCUCAAAAGGAAUAAGCGCGGGCCCUUCCUCCUCCUCGUUUCGUUUUUGCACGUGCACAUUCCUCUGAUCACUACGAAGAACUUCCUCGGGAAGAGCGCCCACGGGCUGUAUGGGGAUAACGUCGAGGAGAUGGACUGGAUGGUAGGACAGAUCCUUAACGCUUUGGACGUAGAAGGUUUGACCAACAGCACCCUGGUUUAUUUUACAUCAGAUCAUGGGGGGUCCCUAGAGAAUCAGCUUGGAAACACCCAGUAUGGUGGCUGGAAUGGACUUUAUAAAGGCGGGAAGGGCAUGGGAGGAUGGGAAGGUGGGAUCCGCGUGCCUGGGAUCUUCCGCUGGCCCGGGGUGCUCCCGGCUGGCCGAGUGAUUGGCGAGCCCACGAGCCUGAUGGACGUGUUCCCCACCGUGGUGCAGCUGGCGGGCGGUGAGGUGCCCCAGGACAGAGUGAUUGACGGCCGGGACCUUCUGCCCUUGCUCCUGGGAACAGCCCAGCACUCAGACCACGAGUUCCUGAUGCAUUACUGUGAGAGGUUUCUGCACGCAGCCAGGUGGCAUCAACGGGACAGAGGAACACUAUGGAAAGUUCACUUUGUGACCCCAGUGUUCCAGCCGGAGGGAGCUGGUGCCUGCUACGGAAGAAAGGUCUGCCCGUGCUCUGGGGAAAAAGUAGUCCACCAUGAUCCGCCUUUGCUCUUUGACCUCUCAAGAGACCCUUCCGAGACCCACGUCCUCACGCCAGCCUCAGAGCCCUUGUUCUAUCAGGUGCUGGAACGCGUCCGGCAGGCUGUGCGGGAGCACCAGCAGACACUCAGCCCAGUUCCUCUGCAGCUGGACAGGCUGGGCAACCUCUGGAGACCAUGGCUGCAGCCCUGCUGUGGUCCGUUCCCCCUCUGCUGGUGCCUUAGGGAGGAUGACCCACAAUAAAUGUGUGCAAUGAAAAGCUGGA